Loa loa (African eye worm) is the source of this 300-nucleotide messenger RNA. RefSeq lists its product as hypothetical. Bases 1 to 300 code for a protein of 99 amino acids. The record is from RefSeq and is a predicted model, not a curated record. The transcript has 4 exons. NCBI's taxonomy places the organism in Eukaryota, Metazoa, Nematoda, Chromadorea, Rhabditida, Onchocercidae.
AUGAUUGAUUCUCGAUAUCAAUUCUUUUCAUGUUAUAAUGAUGAUGAUGACACAAUGCUAUUUACGCAAUUGUUGGGAGCUGUUAGUAGUGGUCGAUCGAGUGGUCGAGGUCACGGGGUUCAAAUUUUCAAGAGUAGCAUUUCGGAUGAGAAAUUAUCCGGAUCCGAAAUAAUUGAUCCAAACAAUAACACCAAUCAUUUUUCUUGCCCUUCUACUUUUCCAGAAUUAGAAGAAACUCUAUUUGUGAAUGACAAUUUUUACCACAAUUAUUGGCCAUUUAAUUUUCGUCAUGCGAAAUAA